AUGGCCAUUUUUAGUGCUCCCAGAUCCGUCCAAAAUGCCAACGCCUACUCUCUGGUGCCUCGUCAGCUCGUGACGCAGUCCGACAUGGGCAUUUCGUCCGUUCUGCAGAAUGUCCCUCAUUCCAGUCACCCUUCGUUUUUGAACCUCGUCCUGCUCGUCUUCGAAGCGGUCCUGGAAGUCAUCUGUGUCAGUCUGCCUGGCUACAUUGCCGCCCGACAAGGCUUGUUCGAUGCCGAUGCGCAGAAACUGGUGGCCAACCUGAAUGUCACUCUCUUUACGCCAUGCCUAAUCUUCAUCAAGCUGGGGUCGCAAUUGACGGCAGAUAAACUCACGGAUCUCGCGAUCAUCCCCCUCAUCUUCGUCGUACAAACCUUUGUAUCCUUCAUGUGUGCUUUCGUGGUGGCUCGAUGUCUUCGCUUCAAAAAACGGGCGGCCAACUUCCUGACGGCCAUGGCGGUGUUCGGCAACUCCAACUCGCUUCCGAUCUCCCUGGUCAUGUCGCUGUCGCAGACGUUGAAAGGUCUUCAUUGGGAUCGUGUGCCCAACGAUAAUGACGACGAGGUGGCCGCCCGCGGCAUCCUCUACCUGUUGAUCUUCCAGCAACUUGGUCAGCUUGUCCGCUGGAGCUGGGGAUACCACGUUCUCCUGGCUCCCCGAGAACGGUACCUGGAGGAGGCCGAGCGGGAAGAAGGGACGCGCGUCGAGCAGGGGCAGGCACGGUACACCGAUAACCCGGAGCAAAUUGACCCUGACGAGCCGCUGGUCAGAACCCGAAGCUCGGAGGAUUUGCUGGACGGUUCGUCCACGAGUGGUGAUGACGAGACGAACGGGUUUUGCUCCGGCGACCAAACCCCUGUCAACACGCGCACCUAUUCAUAUACGAAGCUGUCGCCACGCCAGUCGGUCCACCACGAAGACCACCCUCGCUUGCUCGGUUCCCCGCCGCGUGGGGAGUUUCUGCCCCGGCAGAGCACCCAAGGCGACAUUCUCUGCUUCCCGAACGUCGAACUACCUUCGCAGGAUGAUUCCCCUAAGACCGUAAUCUCGCGCGUCCGGACCUCCACGCGCCGCCUGAGUGGUCACGUAGCUGGUGGCUGGGAAAAGGCGACCGGCAAGGCGUUUGAAAAACUGCCCACUCGUCUGCAGAAGUUCAUCUCACUCGUCUGUAUGUGGACGCGGAAGAUUUUCCGAGGCGCGUGGGCGUUCAUGAACCCGCCUCUCUGGGCAAUGCUCGUGGCCAUCGUGGUGGCGUCCGUUCCCGCCCUGCAGCAGCUCUUCUUCGAGGAGGGUACUUUUGUGCAGAACUCCGUUACUCGAGCCAUCAACCAGAAUGGCCAGGUCGCCGUCCCGUUGAUUCUCGUGGUUCUCGGUGCCAAUCUGGAGCGAAACACUCUUCCCAAGGAAGCCAUGGAGGACAUGGAAAACACCGGCGAGGAGCGCAAGCUGAUCAUCGCGUCGCUGGUGGCGCGCAUGCUGCUUCCGACGCUCAUCAUGGCUCCCUUGCUGGCGCUCGUGGCGAAAUACGUCCCCGUCAGCAUCUUGGACGAUCCCAUCUUUAUUAUCGUCUGCUUCCUGAUCACCGGCGCGCCGUCGGCUCUGCAGCUGGCGCAAAUCUGCCAAAUCAACAAUGUUUUUGUCGGCUCGAUGUCGAAAAUCUUGUUCCAAAGCUACGUUGUGUGGAUUCUACCCUCUACUCUCGUUCUUGUCAUGUGUGCAUUGGAGGUCGUGGAAUGGGCUUCCACCUAA
Aspergillus steynii IBT 23096 is the source of this 1746-nucleotide messenger RNA. Its product is annotated as Auxin Efflux Carrier superfamily. The transcript is spliced from 4 exons. Gene Ontology annotation, biological process: transmembrane transport. The record is from RefSeq and is a predicted model, not a curated record. Bases 1 to 1746 code for a protein of 581 amino acids. Gene Ontology annotation, cellular component: membrane; endoplasmic reticulum. NCBI's taxonomy places the organism in Eukaryota, Fungi, Ascomycota, Eurotiomycetes, Eurotiales, Aspergillaceae.